Messenger RNA from Verruconis gallopava, 306 nucleotides. RefSeq lists its product as uncharacterized. The transcript has a single exon. The record is from RefSeq and is a predicted model, not a curated record. Lineage: Eukaryota; Fungi; Ascomycota; Dothideomycetes; Venturiales; Sympoventuriaceae. The coding region runs from base 1 to 306 and encodes 101 amino acids.
AUGCAGCCGUGGACGCAUGAGCAAGCGAAAGCAACGGGACGUUGGCUGCUGGGCAAGGCUGAACCAGUCGGAGAUGACGAGGAUGCGCAUGGGCCAAUGGUUCAGCGCCUACGGUCGAUCCUCAGCGAGCGAUGGGCGGCGCGUUUUGGCGCGCAGACCCGUGGCCACGCCGGUGUGCGGCCACUGGCCUUUGGGCAGCGCGCGGCCGUCCGCCGGCCAGCUCUGCUCGUCCAGGCAGUGUCCAUCGCGGCCGACGGAGACGACGACGGUUGCAUUCCGCUCGCGUGGGCGUGCUUUCGGUCGUGA